UAAUAUUUUGUGUUUUUGCAUUAGCGUUGAUUCAGACUUCAUUAUCCUGAACUCCAAGCUGCAGUGCAACACUCGUCCAUGCAGUGAAUUAUUAAUUCUAGUUGUUUGUUCAGCUGAUUUCAGCCUGAUGAAAUUUCCAGACUUUCUGUCAAUCAUUUCCUGGUUUUAUACCGAAGAAAAGCACAUAGUUUCACUUCACCCAGCCCACCUGGGAAGUCCCACUGCUGGCUCCACGGCCUAUUUAAAGGAGGGAUCGCAGCACCUGCUGUGUAGCAAUCACUGAAUUCCUUCAGACUUGUUGCGCCUCUGCAGCUUCGUUCACAUUCGACAGACUGAGACCAGCAGCGCGUGAGAAUGGAGAGCAACAAGGCGCGUCUCUUUGCAGCGCUCUGCGCCUUCCUCAUUGUUUGCAGCUUCGUCUGCAGCUCAGAUUCAGCGAGCUGCUGCACCAGAUACACCAAAAAGAAGCUGCCCUGCCUUCUGGUGAAGAACUACAGCAUUCAGACCAUCCACGGCUCCUGUGACAUCAAUGCCAUCAUUUUCCACGUCAACGGGAGGUUCGUGUGCGCCGACCCGACGAAGGCGUGGACCAAGAGGGCCGUGACGUGCGUGGAUGAGAGACGGAAGAAGAGAGUCAAUGAAGUCCUGAUGGGGAAACCGAGCAUUGACGACAAAACUCAGUAACUUGGAGACAAAGUGGCUGGAAAAAGAAGAAAAAAUGUGUUUAAGGUUCUCUAAAAGUCUUGUUGAAUGGUGACGGAUUUAAUGCUUUUCUGUGACCUUUUUUUUAAUAUCUCUUCUGUUUUAUAAACAGGAACGUGUAGUAUUAAUAAUACCACAUCUAUAGCUGUGCUGAUAAUGGGGCAAUAACCUGUAUGUUUUUUUAACAAUAAAUCGAACUAACAUAACUACAUUUACAGUGGUUGACGUAAAUGUGCUGCAGAGAUGCAACUUUUUAUUUGCUGUUUAUUUAAAAUGCAUGUGAUUUGAGAGAUUUUAACAAAAAAAAGUUAAAUGGUGUUAAAAUGUGUCUAAUAAAGCUGGAAAAACAUCA
Molecule: messenger RNA, 1054 nt
Organism: Poecilia latipinna (sailfin molly)
Lineage: Eukaryota; Metazoa; Chordata; Actinopteri; Cyprinodontiformes; Poeciliidae
Product: C-C motif chemokine 20-like
Exons: 4
Coding region: 355-684 (109 amino acids)
Biological process (GO): immune response
Cellular component (GO): extracellular region
Molecular function (GO): chemokine activity
Source: RefSeq, a predicted model, not a curated record